Molecule: messenger RNA, 975 nt
Organism: Trematosphaeria pertusa
Lineage: Eukaryota; Fungi; Ascomycota; Dothideomycetes; Pleosporales; Trematosphaeriaceae
Exons: 1
Coding region: 125-691 (188 amino acids)
Source: RefSeq, a predicted model, not a curated record
UACAAGUCUGAAAGCUGUUGGAAGGCUCUGGGGUCGAGAAGUGAUCCAACAAUACAAGUGGACUUUUAGAGGGCUCAGGUUCUGCGAAACGCUUCGCACCGCAGCACGCACAGUUUCCAACCUUAUGCUUCGACGGCAUCAAAUUCCCCAGCGACGCUUGAUUGAGGACUCGGCAAAUCCUAUCAGUCACGCAGAUUUGGAGAACCUAGCGGCCUGGGACCACACAGAGACCUUCGUCAUCAAGGGCGACACUGAAGAGGUAGUCCUGCACUGCCGACCACUGACGAUGAAAGACUUGCCGGACGGUUUCGGGUUCGACAAGUUCGGUCUCAUAGUGCGGAUCGCACAUGCCGUCACUCCCGGAACUGGAACUAGCAGCAUCGACAGCGUGGGUUCGUACAAACUCGCAGUCGAGGGAACCAACCAACCAGGCUCGGCGGAAGCCAGUGCUGACGACAGCAGCGACGAUGCGACGAGCUCUGCACAGCCAGCUACCGACACCACCGAUACUUCCUCUUCUACCAAUUCCACUGACUUCUCCUCCCCUGACGAUGUUUCCGCCACUGCCUUUUCUCUCCCCGGAGACACCACCAAGGAAAUGCCACGGGGACGCCCUGAAAAUACUACCGCAAGGGGUAGCAACGACGACGACGGCACCUCAGGCGACUUGGCAGGACCCGUUGGAAGGUAACUCCGCCAACGCACAAACAUGCCAUCCUACCGCGAGACGCCGAACAGUGGAUGUCAUGCCAAAUCUACGCCUCGCCAAUCCAGACUAUCCAACAUCGAAAGUCUACUUCGGAAGCGAUGCUGCCCAGAAGUACCGGAUUCGCUCUUGAGGCUGCUGGAUCGCCCGUCUGACCUCCUUGUGGGGUCUGCAGAGCAAUUCGAUUCUCAGAAACUAUGUUAUUCGCAUCUCCAGAGGUUCACCAAGGCACUGUUGACUAUGGCAUCUAAGAGGCACUCUGUGGAGCC